Molecule: messenger RNA, 766 nt
Organism: Drosophila suzukii
Lineage: Eukaryota; Metazoa; Arthropoda; Insecta; Diptera; Drosophilidae
Gene: Eig71Ec
Product: Ecdysone-induced gene 71Ec
Source: RefSeq, a predicted model, not a curated record
CCGAAGGCUGUUUAGCACUUUAUAAAAGCACGAGUACGAGCUGAUUUUAAGCACUGAAGUCAACCAAGUUCUUAGCGGCAGUACCAAAAUGCUAAAAACUACUCUUCUUUUUGCUAUCGCCUGCAUCUUCGUGGCUGUUCAGGCUCAAACUCCCAGGCCUAACGAAAUUUGCCGUACUGAAAACGAAAAAUGCCGACGAAAUGAACGGAGGUUGGGAAGGGACAAUGAUGUAUCAAACAUAUUCAAUAACCACUGUCGCCAGGCCCGUGGUAUUACCAACUGGCGUAAUGUUACCCGUUGCGAAUUGACCCUGGCCUCUUGCCGAUUGACACUUGAGCGUUGCGCCGUCGUAAACUGCGAGAAUGUGAGAAGAAACGUUGGUGGUGGAGGUGGUCCACCCUCACCGGCUCCAAGGACGACCACUCCUCGGAAUCCUGGUCCCCAAACUCGGACUCCUCCUUCUGGCCGAACUACCACUCGUAGGGGUCAAACCACUAGGAACCCUUCAAAUCGUAGAUCCACUACUCGUAGGACACGAACAACUAGAACUCCAUCUUCUCGCCGAACUACCACCCGUAGGACCCCAACAACCAGAACUCCUUCUUCUCGCCGAACUACCACUCGUAGGACAACUAGAACUCCUUCUCCUCGUCGUACUACCACUAUUCGACCUUCUGAAGAGUAAACCACUACAGGACUCUUCUUGCCUCGCUAGAAAUCAACUUAACUAAAAUGCGUAUUACUUAACCCCAAUAAACAUUUCAAU